Molecule: messenger RNA, 1155 nt
Organism: Rhipicephalus sanguineus (brown dog tick)
Lineage: Eukaryota; Metazoa; Arthropoda; Arachnida; Ixodida; Ixodidae
Exons: 7
Coding region: 64-1155 (363 amino acids)
Source: RefSeq, a predicted model, not a curated record
CCUGCUCUAAAGUGUAAGAAAUAUUGCAAACACGGCGGAGCAGUGUCCACCCCGCUGCACGCCAUGAAUACGCACCAAACGGCGCGAGCGUUAUUAUUGUUAUGCGCCGUUCUAUAUUCAUUCACCGGCAUUGCCAGCGCGGUGGCCGGUGUAGAGACAACAUCAACGACGACGACGACGACCGCAGCAUCUCCGACAAAGAGACUCGAGGCUGAUUUUGCUGAAGUGACCAAGGUGCUGGCCUCCAAGUUUCUGCCCACCGUGUCGGACCUGAUUGGAAGCCCAGACCUCAGCGUUGCCUGUUCGUCGAGUGUUGUGAAGCUCCUGCUCGGAUUAAAGAACAAGGAUGCCUGGGCCAUGAAAAUGCUCUUAUCCAACGGGCUUCUCCCUAGCAACGUCUUUGAGGGAGGACAAGUGAACCUCGGUUCGUACGAGCAGUGCCUGCACACUAGAACGGUCAACAGGGAGGGCCAGACUACCAUGAAGGGGCAGUAUUGUUCGCUGCACCUCACUAUACCCCACGACCUGAUGAGUGCGCUCGUCGACAGCUUCCACAAGAUUGGGGAGCUCCUGGGGCGUAAGAACCCGCUUACUCGGACCACGCACAACAAAUUUGCCAGCAUAGAUUACCGCAUCGGGAUCUGCUCCCCGUCGGCAUGCACCACCGAGGACCUGCAAGUGUUGGUCACGAAAAUGCUCGGCCAGUAUGGGAUAAACUCUACCGUCAGAAGCUGUCGCACGGACUCUCCUAAGGCCAUAACCCUACUCCAAGCAGUGUCCAUGGCAGUACUGGGAGCUCUUGUACUUACGGUUGUCGUGGCAACGCUUACGGAAUGGAUAAUGGAAGCACGCGGAGGCUGCGACGUCAAGCGCAAGGACGGCACGGUGCUUGGAACGUUGCUGUACUUCUCUGCUUUGAGCAACACGCGCUACCUGCUGCGCGUCGAGAACACGGAGAAGAACCGUCCUCUCCUUUUUCUGGGCGGCUUCAAGGUGCUUCUCAUCCUGUGGGUUAUAUACGGUCAUUCCUACAUAAUGGUGCAACUCGAAUUCUCAGACAACCUGUUCAACAUCGGAGAUAUCAGCAAGAAAGUUCUCUCGCAGAUAGUUCCCAAUGGUUUCCUCAGCGUUUCCACGUUCCUCUACCUAAGGUGA